GUUUGGUCCGACCACACAACCUCACUGUCUAUAAAUACACGGCCUGUUUCUUCUUACCUCCAUAAUUCCUUGCUGUAUCUAGAUCUCUCUCAUGGAUUCCCAAUCUCCUUCAGUUGUUUCUUCUGAAACCCUAGCUCACAACUCAUCACAAAACGUAGCUCAAUAUCCUCCUACUGAAAAUCACUCGGAUUCAUACUACAACAACAAUCACUCCCAAAACUCUCAGGAAAACAAUAACCACGAAGAGGAGCAAAAAACCAGGCCAUUGUUGUCGGAAAAUGGAUUGGCAAACACUAACAGCGGCACCGAUAAGGACCAAUCAGGCGGCGAGGAAGAAACGAGCAGUCGAAGGAGACGAAGGAGCCGUUGGGACCCACCAAGCAAUGAUGGGGGGAGGAAGAGGAAGUCCAGGUGGGCUGACGAUGAGCCCAAGCCCGUUAUUCAAUUGCCCGAUUUCAUGAAAGAUUUCACUGAGUUUGAUCCUGAAAUACAAGCACUUAAUAGUAGAUUACUUGAAAUUAGUAGGAAAUUACAAUCUGGUAUGCCUUUAGAUGAUAGACCUGAAGGUGCUCGUUCGCCUUCUCCUGAACCCAUAUAUGAUAAUAUGGGAAUUCGUAUAAACACUAGGGAGUAUCGUGCCCGAGAGAAAUUGAAUAGGGAAAGGCAAGAGAUUAUUUCCCAGAUUAUUAAGAAGAACCCCGCUUUUAAGCCUCCUGCUGAUUAUAGGCCUCCUAAGCUUCACAAAAAGCUUUAUAUUCCAAUGAAGGAGUACCCUGGUUAUAAUUUUAUUGGGUUGAUUAUUGGUCCGAGAGGGAAUACUCAGAAGAGGAUGGAGAAGGAGACAGGAGCCAAGAUUGUGAUUCGAGGCAAAGGGUCGAUUAAAGAGGGUAGGUUGCAGCAAAAGGGGAAUGUAAAACCUGACCCAUCGGAGAACGAAGAUUUACAUGUGUUGGUGGAAGCUGAGAACCAGGAGUCACUUGAGGCUGCUGCUGCUAUGGUGGACAAGCUCUUGCAGCCUGUUGAUGAAGUGCUUAAUGAACAUAAGAGGCAACAGCUUAAAGAACUUGCUGCUUUGAAUGGAACAAUUAGAGAUGAGGAGUUUUGUAGGCUAUGUGGUGAACCAGGACAUAGGCAGUAUGCUUGUCCUUCUCGAACCACCACCUUUAAGAGUGAUGUUCUGUGUAAAAUAUGUGGUGACGGGGGACAUCCCACUAUCGAUUGUCCAGUGAAAAAUACUACUGGCAAGAAAAUGGAUGAUGAGUACCAGAAUUUUCUGGCAGAGUUGGGAGGUACAGUUCCUGAAUCAUCAACAAAGCAAAACUCGGCAACGUUAGCUCUUGGCCCGGGAAAUUCAGGCAGCAAUCCUCCUUGGGCAAGCAAUAAUAAUGCUGAUGGUGUUGGUGCUAGUUCACAUCCUGGCUUAGGGUCAAGUGUACUCAAGCCAAAGGAGUUUGAUGAGGCAAACUUGUACAUAGGUUACUUGCCACCUACUCUUGAAGAUGAUGGUUUGAUCAAUUUAUUCUCUCCAUUUGGUACCAUUGUGAUGGCUAAAGUUAUAAAGGAUCGUCUAAGUGGUCUGAGUAAAGGUUACGGAUUUGUUAAGUAUGCGGAUGCCCAACAAGCUAAUAGUGCUAUAACUAGCAUGAAUGGCCACCGUCUUGAUGGGAGAACCAUUGCUGUGAGAGUUGCAGGUAAGCCGCCUCAGCCUACUGUGCCUCCAGGCCCUCCUGCUCCGGCAAUGCCUUCAUAUCCAGUUCCUAAUCAGGGCAUGGGCGCAUACCCGUCCCAGCAGUAUGCAGCUGGUGGUCCCAUUGGCAAUGCUCCCCCUGGUGCUCCAGUUCCAUGGGGACCACCUGUGCCUCCACCAUAUGCCCACUACCCACCUCCUCCUCCUCCUGGCUCAGCCAUGUAUCCUCCAUAUGGUGUGCAGUAUCCUCCUCCGAUUCCAGCUGCGUCUUCUGGUGCCCCUUCUCAGACUGUUUCCGCCGGUGACAACCAACGAACUUAUACAUCUUCUGGCGAGACACAGCAAAGCUAUCCUCCUGGAGUGCAAUCUCAGAGCAGUGCACCUGUUCAUUCGGUUCCUACUUAUGUGUAUGGUAGUUCUGUCACUGCAAUGCCACCUAAUGCUCAACCUACAUACCCAACAUCUUCAUACAGCUAUUCAUCUUAUUAUGGUGUCGCACCACCACCACCUCCUCCAUUUGCAUCCCAGUCCAAUGGGGACUAUUCACAGGGUAUGAGCAAUGUUCCCUGGGCUCCAAAUCCACCAGCAUCUGCACCUCCAUCAUCCGCGGAGAAGCCUGCUUAUGGUGCGGACUCAGAAUAUGAGAAGUUCAUGUCAGAAAUGAAGUAAUAAUGCAAUUGCUGUAUCGCCCUGCACUAUUAAUAGGCUGAUGUGUUGGAGCACCUCACCUGAUUUCUUUCCUCUUGCCAUGACUUACUUGUUGGAAGUUUCAGACUCACAUCUUUAACCUUGAUGUACUGUUAUGCAGAGAGAUGAGAUGUUCAGUUCCUUCAGCUUGUGUUGGAGCAUUAAAUCAGUGAAUUAUGGAUAUUAAUUAUGCUUUUUGUAGGAUUCGUUUCUGGGGGUUGCGUUCCAGCUUUGUUUCUCAAAUUUUGUUUUAAUGAUUUGUUGGAAUUUCUUGAUGACUAAUCACUGACAGUUUGUGU
Lycium ferocissimum is the source of this 2673-nucleotide messenger RNA. RefSeq names its product splicing factor-like protein 1. The coding region runs from base 92 to 2356 and encodes 754 amino acids. Lineage: Eukaryota; Viridiplantae; Streptophyta; Magnoliopsida; Solanales; Solanaceae. The transcript is spliced from 2 exons. Gene Ontology annotation, biological process: regulation of mRNA splicing, via spliceosome. The record is from RefSeq and is a predicted model, not a curated record. Gene Ontology annotation, cellular component: nucleus. Gene Ontology annotation, molecular function: mRNA binding; zinc ion binding.